AUGGACGCCAUUGGUGGCAUUUGCAGUUGGUUAUCAGGGUCCGGAGAACUGUUCUGGGUGUCUGGAAAACCUGGUUCUGGCAAGUCGACCUUUAUAAAAUUCAUUGCCGACAAUACCACCACUCAAAAGCUGUUGACCCAGUGGUCUAAGGGCCAAGAGGUCAUUCUGGCAGCACAUUACUUCACAAUCUACGGUACUCCAAUCCAGCGGUCUUUGGAGGGCUUGUUUCGGUCCCUUAUUUACAAGAUCCUAUCCCAAGAACCGACUCUCAUUCGAAAGGUGUUGCCACAGCGGUACAAGAACGAGAAGAUUCAGGAACCUUGGAAGCAAUCCGAACUUCAAUCUGUCCUGAAGAAGCUUGCUCGAGAACUUGUGCAUUCCAGACUCUGCUUCUUCAUAGACGGCCUGGAUGAAUAUGCAGGAGAUCAUUUGGAUAUCUGCGAGACCCUCCAAGACCUCUCCCGCUCACCAUGUGUCAAGCUUUGUGUUUCCAGCCGACCGUGGAACGUUUUCGAGAAUGCGCUGGGAGGGGACACAGACUCGAAGCUGUACAUACAGGAUGUCACCCGAACCGACAUACAACAAUAUAUGAAGACCAUGCUACGCUCUCACCCUUGUUGGGACAGCCUUGUCUCCGAGGCCGGCAGCGACAAAGCAGACUCCCUGGUUCAGCAGAUCAUCGACAAAUCAAGCGGGGUGUUUCUUUGGGUGACGCUUGUGACUAGGCUUCUCCGCGAGGGCCUUACCAACGACGACAGUAUUCAAGAUCUGAAUAGACGUUUUGAAAGCUUUCCUAGCGAGUUGGAACCGUUUUUCAGGCUCAUACUUGACUCGGUAGACCCUUUCUACCGAGAUCGAAUGGCGAGAGCACUUCUUUUUUCUUUGCAUGCGCAAAAGUCCCUUCAUAUACAGAUGUACAUGUUCCACGACAGAGAGUACGAGGAAGAAGAUUAUGCCCUCGGCGAGCCAGAGAGGUUGAUAGCUACCCUACAGCAACGAACAUCUCAGGCAGCCCGUGUCUUUCGGCGUGAACGGCUGGUGUAA
This is a messenger RNA of Podospora pseudocomata, 1044 nucleotides long. RefSeq lists its product as uncharacterized. Bases 1 to 1044 code for a protein of 347 amino acids. The record is from RefSeq and is a predicted model, not a curated record. The transcript has a single exon. NCBI's taxonomy places the organism in Eukaryota, Fungi, Ascomycota, Sordariomycetes, Sordariales, Podosporaceae.